UAAGUUCUUUCUGGUUGUUUUGGGUGGGUAUGUGGUGUGUGAGCUUAUUUGAUGAUGAAUCUCCAAAAAAAUAUUUACAGUACUUAUUAUAGCUAUCAUCAUUAUGGAAUCACCAUCAUAUGUAAAGUUAGAUCAAGUGGAAAAUUUGUGAAUCUCAACAGUUUGAUUACAAGUAUUUAAUAAAUUGCUGUGAGAGGUAGAGUACAUGUUAAAAAGGAUGGAGGAAAUAGAAAUUACAGCAAGAAAUUUCAGCCAGUUGUUGGUGGAUUUUUCAAGAUGGUAUGAUGGACUUGGACAUGUCAAUAUGCUGAAAGUUUUGUACAACAACAGAGAUCAUGUUCCCAUUUAUAGUAAGUUAAGUGAGGCUACUAAGGUGAUGCCCUUGCUAAGUAUGUUAAUUGGUUCUGGGAAUUUGAGUCAAACAAAUCUUACUAUCCUGUAUGACACAAUAAAAGUUACUGGACAAUUUGGCUUCAACUCCAGAAUUGCACUUCCACCUUUACAAAGAAUCAGGGAACAUGAAGUGUCUACAUUUACAUGGUACAGACAAUUCUUGUUAAAGCUAGGAAUGCAACUGACUGAAGAUGAUAUAGUGGCGCUUGAUGUACGAUAUAACAUGCCGGUGUUAAAGAAUUAUGAUGAUAGCUGGCAAUUGAUUCUGGAUCUAGAGCAAAGGAAGGAGCUUUGUGAAGAAAAGAUUUACAAUUUUAUUGAAGGAUUACCAAGUUACUUGGCUGUGAAAGCAUUACUUGAAGAUAACCGAGAUGUAUCAACAUCAAAACGACCAAUGAUAAAUGAAGGUAUUGAAGAACCAUCAACAUCAAAACGACCAAAGUUAAAUGAAAGUAAUGAAGAACCAUCAACAUCAAAACAACCAAAAUCAAAUGAAGAAACCAUUGGUAAUGCAUCUUCAAACUCAGAACAAGGAAGUGGUAAAGGCAUUCCAAGCAUAUCUUCAGACUCUUCUGGUCUUUGUGAUGAAGACAAGGUUAUUAGAGAAUAUCUACUAAGUAGACAACAGAGAGUGUGCAGCACUGGCAGAUGGUUUACACCAGCAACUUGGAAUACUGCAUACCAUUUAGACAUUGCUGACAUGUUCACUGACCUCGACCUACUCAAAGAAGGCAAAAACCAAGUGAAGGAAGAUGCCAAGCCAACAACUUUGAAGGAUGUUUUAGAUAUUAUAAAAUCAACACCUGCAUGUAAAGUUCUAAUAGAAGGUGAGGGUGGUAUCGGCAAAUCAACCCUCCUCAGGUAUGUAGCAUACGAAUGGUCCACAGAGCAAUCAGAUGAAAUGUUCAAAGGUAAAAUAGUGUUUCUUGUCAGCAUAAGAGAUAUUGAUGUAGGUGAAACUAUUUUGGAUGCUAUUUUGAAACAAAUAGACCCUGAGGAUUUUCAUCUUGAAACAGGUUUUUCUCAUAAUCCUAUAUUAAUAAAACGAUUUAUUCAAAAACACAGUGAUAUCGUAUUGUUAUUGGAUGGAUUAGAUGAAUUGAAAGAUGGUAGUGGGAGUCCAAUAAGCAUUUUCAAAAAUGAAAAAAUGUACAAAUGUAAAGUGAUACUUACAUCACGAUCUGAAAACCUCAAUGAGUUCAUUAAAUAUAGCAACGUACAUGUGAAAGUAAAGGGAUUUGAUAGUGUUCAUAUUGAAAAAUACAUUAAGAAACAUUUUGCUUUCUUUAAAAAAACUGAAUUAGGAGACUUGCUAAUUGAGGAGUUAUCCUAUAAUAUGGUAGUACGUGAUAUGUGUAAGAAUCCAAUGUUGCUUCUGUUAGUAUGUAUCACAUGGGAAGAAAAGAAACACCUUCCAGCUGACAAAGCUGACCUCUUUAAAGAUAUUUUUAGAUGCAUCUUGAAUCGUUUCAUUGACAAACAAGCAGCUAAAGAGAAAAAAAUCUCAGUAUUUGAAAAUACUCCAAAGAAGUUUGUAAAGGCAAUGCUUCUGUUAGGAAAGUGUUUCUGUAAAAGCUUAAAGAAAAACCAACUUUCAAUUAACAAAAGAGAUUUGAAAGGACCACAAGAAAUGGUUGCACUGGCUUUAAAACUGGGAUUUGUGUAUGAAGAUACACCAAAUCAGAAAUCUGAUUUUGAAGAGAUUUUUACAACUCCUCACAAGUUGAUAGUAGAGUCAUUAGUAGGGUUUUACUUAUAUAAACUAUGUCAGACAGAAAUGUUGGAGAAUGAGUGUUCAAAGGGCAUGGAAAUGCUGCUUAAGCCAUUGGCUGAUAAUGAAUGGCAAAUGAUAAGAAGAAGUGAAAAUUUUCACAUGGCAAGGGUGUUUACAAUUGGAUUCCUGGGUGCCAAGUCUGGCAUAUUUUUGAGUCAUUGGAUAACUAAUGAUAUCUCAGCAUAUCAUUCUUUAAUGACAUAUUUAGAAUUUGUAAAAGAAGAGCACAUGGAUACUGUAGAAAAGGCAGUUAUUGAUCACAUGACCAUGACAGAUUUAGAAAUAAAGCCACAUAUUUAUGGCAUUUGUAAAUCAGUAAGAACAUUUAUCAGUUACAUCAUUCCCAAUGUCAAGCUCAAUCAAAAUGAGGAUUUCAUAAAACUUAUGAGAAAAAUUGGAUAUAUAUAUGAACAUGAGUGUUUAAAUGAAAAAGUGGUAACUGACAUUGAUCGUUUUUUUAGAGGAAUGUCAUCUGAAGAUAAAUUUAGAAUGCUUGCCCACAUAAUGAUUGCUGCUGUGUCAAAUCAUACGCAAGGCUAUUUGUAUAGAGAAAUAAUUUGUAGAAUAUGUAUUGCUGAUGAUAUUUCAUACUUAACAGCUGAAUAUCAGAAAUUUAAUUUCAAAUAUAACAUAACAUGCUAUAAUUUUACAACUACAGCUUCAUGUAUAGUUCAUCUGUUUACUAAUGCACCACAACUUACAAAUUUAUAUUUAGACGCUUCAUUUCCUAUGAAUAAUGUGAUUAGAGAAGUAGAGGUGUCAAGUUCGAAUUAA
Messenger RNA from Anneissia japonica, 2941 nucleotides. RefSeq lists its product as uncharacterized. The record is from RefSeq and is a predicted model, not a curated record. Lineage: Eukaryota; Metazoa; Echinodermata; Crinoidea; Comatulida; Comatulidae. The transcript is spliced from 9 exons. Bases 206 to 2941 code for a protein of 911 amino acids.